AUGGUUUAUAAGAGGAGAAAAUACCAUGAGGGAGAUACUCACUUGAAAAAGAAGUGGAGGACAAAGCGAAGAACUAAGGAUUUGGAUGAGAUUGACGAGGAUCUUCAGAAAAAUUCAGAAAAACUUCUAAAUCAAGAAGUGGAUUUCGACCGACCAGGUGGUGCCCAACACUACUGUCUGCAUUGUGCCCGAUAUUUUAUAAACGCCACAGCUUUGCAAGAUCACUUCAGGACCAAAGUGCAUAAGCGCAGGUUGAAAGCACUGGAGACUGAGCCAUACACAAUAGAAGAUUCAGAGCGUGCAGCUGGAUUUGGCAGCUUCAAAGCUCCAUCUAAAAGGAAGAUAGAAACACAGCCCUCAACAGAUAAGGAGGAAGCAAUUGAUAAUACAAGUAAAAAAAUGAAAGUUGAUGAUGAUAUUUAA
Molecule: messenger RNA, 423 nt
Organism: Phaedon cochleariae (mustard beetle)
Lineage: Eukaryota; Metazoa; Arthropoda; Insecta; Coleoptera; Chrysomelidae
Source: the annotation of a GenBank genome assembly